Messenger RNA from Papaver somniferum (opium poppy), 740 nucleotides. Its product is annotated as purine permease 1-like. Gene Ontology annotation, molecular function: purine nucleoside transmembrane transporter activity. The record is from RefSeq and is a predicted model, not a curated record. Bases 56 to 496 code for a protein of 146 amino acids. The transcript has 2 exons. Lineage: Eukaryota; Viridiplantae; Streptophyta; Magnoliopsida; Ranunculales; Papaveraceae. Gene Ontology annotation, cellular component: membrane.
ACAUAUUUCUUUCCAACUCUCUCUUUCUCUCUGUCUCUCUAGUUUCAUUAUUUCAAUGGCGACUUCCACAUUGAAUACUGAAACACUAGAGAGUCUAGGAACAGCACAAGAUGGCAAUUCAGAAACCCAAAUAGGAAAACCAAACAAAACCAAAAACUGGCUAAUGAUCAUUAUAAAUUGUGCCUUUGUUAUUAUUGGUGUAGUAGGAGGUCCUCUCUUAGUGAGACUAUACUAUCUUCAUGGUGUCAAUCGUAAAUGGCUUACUAGUUUUUUGCAAUCUGCUGGUUUUCCAAUUCUCAUAUUUCCUCUCAUGUUUCUCUUCAUUCAAUCAAAAUUAUCGCCCCGAAAAGAUGUUCGAAUUUCGUCUUCUUUUUGUAUUGAACCGAAGUUGUUUCUUUCAAGUGCUAUAAUUGGAGUUCUGUUUGGUGUUGAUAAUUUCAUUGGUAGUGAUGACACUUGGAUCAGUUUUGCUGGGUAUCAAUAUCGAUGGCGAUAGACCAACUGGAGUAUCAAAAUCUCACUAUUUGUUGGGGUUUCUUUUGACGUUGGUGGCUGCUGCUUUAGCUGGGUUAAUACUUCCUUUGAUUGAACUUGCUUUCAGUAAAGCAACUAGGAACCUUACCUAUUCAAGUUUGAUGCAGUUCCAGUUCAUUCUUUCCCUUUUUUCAACCAUUGUUUGCGUCAUUGGCAUGCUAGUAAACAAGGAUUUUCAGGUACAUUACCAUGAAUACACUUAUAAA